Ylistrum balloti is the source of this 4962-nucleotide messenger RNA. RefSeq names its product trimethylguanosine synthase-like. Gene Ontology annotation, cellular component: nucleus. NCBI's taxonomy places the organism in Eukaryota, Metazoa, Mollusca, Bivalvia, Pectinida, Pectinidae. The transcript has 12 exons. Gene Ontology annotation, biological process: 7-methylguanosine cap hypermethylation; 7-methylguanosine RNA capping. The record is from RefSeq and is a predicted model, not a curated record. The coding region runs from base 7 to 4062 and encodes 1351 amino acids. Gene Ontology annotation, molecular function: RNA cap trimethylguanosine synthase activity.
UUGUACAUGUUGACCUGUCAGCUAGUCAGAGUUAUUGUCACUCAAGAAGUACCAGAUUGUUUUGAGAUGUGUCACAGAUGGUGCCACCUGGCGGAGGUUCACUUAACGUUGGACAGAUUUGAUAUCAUGUGCCAUUGUACCAGAGCUUUCAUUCGUGACAGUGAACUUGUUAAGCAGAGCUUGGUGACAUGGCCAAAAGAUGGUGACAGUUCCUGUACAGAAACAGAUCAGAGUGCAGAAGUUGGAGAGGAAGAAGAUGGAGAGGAGGGUGAUGGAGAGAAGGAACAAAGUGGAAUAGAAGAGGAAGAGAAGGAAGCACAGGAGGACAGAUUGAUGAAGAUGAUGGGUCUACCAGUAUCAUUUGGUAGUGGAAACAGCCCACUCACAGGAAAGGCACAGAAAAAGAAAUCUCAUGGUCACAAAAAGAAAAAGAAAAGGAAGAGAAAGGCAGAGAUGAAGGAAGAAGAAGAAGAAAAAGCUGGGUUAGAUUUGGUAGACUUUCCUCAGCUCACCCCAGAAAGUGUACUAGAAUUCCGACAGUUAGACCUUGAGGAGGCCUGGCAGGGCUACUGGGGCCAGUAUGGGGAAUAUUUAGUCUGGGAGGGCUGGGUAAACAAGUACCCUGAGCAGAUAGAUUAUGGAAUCUGCAAAGGUGUGCCUCACACCACAGAGGUUGAGGUCAACACAGAGGAGGGGUCAGAGUUAAGUAUAACAGAAGAAGGUUCAAGGGUCAACAAUAGAGAAAAAAUUUCAGAUGUCAACCAGUUUGAGGCUUCUGAGGUCAAUAAUUCAAGGAAGAGUUCUGAGGUCAGAAAAUUACAGGAGAGUUUCGAAGUCGACACAAAGAAGAGUUCAAAUGUCAGCAAACCAGAUGAGAGUUCAAGGGUCAACAACAAAGAAGAGAGGUUAGAGAUUAGUAAAUUCAAUGAGGAUUUAGAAGUUAAACACAAUAUAAAGGAUCCAAGGAUAAACAGUGCCACAGAGAACAUGUUGUCUCACAUUACAACUGAGAAUGAGAGCAGUACAAAUUCAAAUCAAAGUCAAAGAUCAGAGGUUAACAAAGAACAAGGUUCAAAUGGCAAACCAGUUCUGUGUGAAGAGGAUGAUCUGAAUCACAUAAAUGAUACACAUGAUCAAGGAACACAAAAUAUUGAUCAGAUAGAUGACAACAAGACAAAACCUGAUAGUGGUUUGUGUGAUGAUGGUUUGAAACAGGAGAAAUUAUCUUUAAACCAGUUUCAGAUAUCAUUCAAUCAAGCUAUAGAAUCCACACUUAAAGGUCGUGUUGAAAAUCAGCAACAGUUGAAUACACACCAGCAGGAUGAAGUUUCGGAUGCUGAGGAGGACAAUAUGUCUAAUGAGAGAUCAGAGAUUGUACACAUGAUGCAUUCCUAUGCCUCAGGUCCAGGUGAUCAGUCAGUGGUCAGUGGUCAGUGUGAGGAUGAUCACGUGGACCAGGAGGAAGAUUAUGAGGUAGAGUGGCAGGAGAUGUGGAAUGACCACUAUACAGAAACUUACUGGUACUAUUUUAACCAGUUCUCAAUGGAAUUUGACCGUCUAAGCAUUAAUGGGAGUGUACAAGUCCCCACCACAGGGACAAAAGUGGACACUAAUGUCGUUCAGUGUGAUGUUAGCCUUAGCAACAGUUUUCAGGGCAAAACUACCCAUAGUGAUGGUAUCCAGGGUGAUGAGACCCCUGGCAACAUUUGUCAAGGUAACACUUCCUUUAGAGAUGGUUGCCUUGGUGAUAAUAGCCACUCUCUCACAAAUAUUGACUCUGUGCAUGAUAGUAAUACAAAAUACUCUCAAAGUAAAGAUGAAUCCAAGGAUGAAAAGGAGUGUUUUAUUUCAGAAGGAGGGAAUAAGGAAGAGGAGUUGGUGGAUGGUGGAGGCUCUGGAAGGAGGAGAAAGAACAAAUCCAACACAGCAAGUCAAAACACUUCAAAGUCCAGCACUCCUGUCCAAAUGACUAGCCAGACAAGUCAGAGUUUUGGAUGUGGAGGUGAUGAUGACCCUCCAGAUGAACGACCAGUUCAGCUUCCCAGUAGCCAUGAAAUGGACAACGAGGAUGUACACAUGGAUGAAGAAAGUAGGGUACAAGAUCAACUUAGAUAUUUGGGAUUUUCUCUGGAGGAAGAAGUAGGACAAUCUGAAAUAGUUGUUAAAAAGCCAAGAAUCACAGAAGGACAAUUAUCUUUUAAAAGCAAACACAGGAAGACUUAUCUGAACUUGGGUAAAAAGCCGGUCCACAUUAGAUUUGAUGGUGAUGGACAUCAACUCAAAGUGUGCAAAAGUAAAAAGCUGAAUAAAGUGAAAGCAUUUUUAAAUAAAUCUAGUCCUAGUGAUAUAUCCACUGGACCACAGGCUACUAACUCUGUAAUCAAUGAAGAUACUAAGUUUCAGUUCGCUGUAGAUUUUGCUGCAGCAAAUGGAAUAGAAGACAUUGAUUGGUCGGAUAUGUCUGUAUCAUCAGAUGAUGACUCGGUACAAAGUAAAAAGAAUUUUCCUGAUUUGGAGACCUUUUCUGAUGAUACUAAUCUUCAGUGUGAUGCAAAAUCUGCCCCACAGAAGAACAAAAGAAGAAAGAAGAAAAAACAAGGUAAAAUUCCAGAGGAAAUAUCAAAUGAUCCUGAGCUUAGGAAGUAUUGGGCCCAACGUUAUCGACUCUUCACACGUUUUGAUGAUGGUAUCAAAUUAGAUAGAGAGGGCUGGUUUUCAGUCACACCUGAGAAGAUUGCCGAACACAUUGCGGAUAGAUGUCGCUGUGAUGUCAUUGUGGAUGCAUUCUGUGGUGUUGGAGGCAACGCUAUCCAGUUUGCUUUUACCUGUGAGAGAGUUAUUGCAGUUGACAUUGAUCCUGCUAAGAUUGAGUGUGCCCGACACAAUGCUGCUGUGUACGGAGUGGAGGACAGAAUCGAAUUCAUCUGUGGUGACUUCCUUAAGGUAGCGCCACUACUUAAGGCAGAUGUCAUAUUCCUUAGUCCUCCCUGGGGUGGGCCAGACUACCUAAAUGCAGACGUGUUUGAUCUGGAGACCAUGAUGGAACUGAAAGCUUCAGAUAUAUUUGAGGUUUCACAGAAGGUAACAAGUAACAUCGCUUUUUUUGUUCCAAGGAAUUCAGACUUUGAGCAGUUGACAGCCUUGGCAGGUCCAGGAGGUCAUGUAGAGGUCGAACAGAAUCUCCUAAACAACAAACUAAAGACUAUCACAGCAUACUAUGGGGACCUGGUACUUGAUACAGGCUGGAAUCAGGGGACAGGAGAGGACGGCACCUGGAAACAGGAGAGGGACAGUUUGUCUGCAGAGGCCCCAGAUUGGGACAAUGUAUCUACAGAGGCCAAAGACAGGGACUGUAUGUCUUCAGAGGCACAAAACAAGGAUGUUAUGUCUAAAAAGACCCAAGACAGAGACAAUAUGUCUUCAGGGGCUCAAAACAAGGAUGUUGUGUCUAAAGACACAAAAGACAGAGACAAUAUGUCUUCAGGGGCCCAAAACAAGGAUGUUGUGUCUAAAGACACCCAAGACAAAGACAGUAUGUCUUCAGGGGCCCAAAACAAGGAUGUUGUGUUUAAAGACACCCAAGACAGAGACAAUAUGUCUUCAGGGGCCCAAAACAAGGAUGUUGUGUCUAAAGACACCCAAGACAGAGACAAUAUGUCUUCAGGGGCCCAAAACAAUGAUGUUGUGUCUAAAGACACCCAAGACAGAGACAAUAUGUCUUCAGGGGCCCAAAACAUGAAUGUUAUGUCUAAAGAGGCUAAAGACAGUGACAUUAUGUAUUCAGGUGCCCAAAACAGGGAUAUUAUGUCUAAAGAGGCUAAAGAUGGGGACAAUAUGUCUUCUGAGGCCCAAAACAGGGAUAUUAUGUCUAAAGAGGCUAAAGACAGUUAUUGUAUGUCUGCAGAGACCCAAGAUAAGAACAGAAUUUCCUUAGAGGCCAGAGACAACAAGAAUUUAUCGACAGAGGCCAAGAAAGGGAACAAAGUGUUUCAUAGUGAAACAGACAAGAGCAAAGGACAAGAUGGCUACAGUUUAAUUUCAGAAUGUGAACAGUUUGGAUGAUGUGAGGAUAAUUUAAAAUAAAAGGUGCAGGCAUUUGAAAUGGAUAAAUUAAUUAUGUAACUUGUGUGAGUUUGUCAUCGGACAUUCUACUGAUAUCUGAAGAUUGACACACUAAAGUUAUGAAAUAAAAACUGUGCAUGGUUUUAUACUGAUGGAUACAUGCAACAAUGUCCAUUAAUGGCUAUUGGUGACCUGUGUAUGUUUGCUGUGGGGAGGAAACAUAUUCCCUUUAUAAAUCAGUGAAACUGAUUCCCUUUAUAAAUCUGUGAAACUUAUUCCCUUUAUAAAUCAGUGAAACCGAUUCCCUUUAUAAAUCAGUGAAACUUAUUCCCUUUAUAAAUCAGUGAAACUUAUUCCCUUUAUAAAUCAAUGAAACUGAUUCCCUUUAUAAAUCAGUGAAACUUGUUUUCCCUAUAUAAAUCAGUGAAACUGAUUCCCUUUAUAAAUCAGUGAAAUUUAUUCCCUUUAUAAAUCAGUGAAACUGAUUCCCUUUAUAAAUCAGUGAAACUUGUUUUCCCUAUAUAAAUCAGUGAAACUUAUUCCCUAUAUAAAUCAGUGAAACUGAUUCCCUUUAUAAACCAGUGAAACUUAUUCCCUUUAUAAAUCAGUGAAACUGAUUCCCUUUAUAAAUCAGUGAAACUUAUUCCCUUUAUAAAUCAAUGAAACUGAUUCCCUUUAUAAAUCAGUGAAACUUGUUUUCCCUAUAUAAAUCAGUGAAACUGAUUCCCUUUAUAAAUCAGUGAAACUUAUUCCCUUUAUAAAUCAGUGAAACUUAUUCCCUUUAUAAAUCAAUGAAACUGAUUCCCUUUAUAAAUCAAUGAAACUUAUUCCCUUUAUAAAUCAAUGAAACUGAUUCCCUUCAUAAAUCAGUGAAACUGAUUCCCUUUAUAAAUCAAUGAA